Molecule: messenger RNA, 1595 nt
Organism: Syngnathoides biaculeatus (alligator pipefish)
Lineage: Eukaryota; Metazoa; Chordata; Actinopteri; Syngnathiformes; Syngnathidae
Gene: grhpra
Product: glyoxylate reductase/hydroxypyruvate reductase a
Exons: 10
Coding region: 180-1280 (366 amino acids)
Cellular component (GO): cytosol
Molecular function (GO): hydroxypyruvate reductase (NADH) activity; glyoxylate reductase (NADPH) activity; NAD binding
Source: RefSeq, a predicted model, not a curated record
AGAGGCGUUUACUUCCGGGUUGCGGGUGUGAACAUUGUUGCAUAUUGGUUCGUCAGUCUCAGUCAUUGUUUGCUGAAAUUGGAUCAAAUAACACACCUGUUGUCUUUAUAUGUGCGACAGGCGCUAUAAUUCGCAUUUUGGUUAAGCAGGGGCUAUAAUUCGCAUUCUGGUUGAGCAGGAUGAAAGCAGUUGAGAAACUUAUGAAGGUCUUCGUGACGACUAAACUGCCAUCCGAGGGGAUGAAGAUCUUGUCAACGUCUGGCGUGUGUGAAGUGUCUCUUUGGGAAUCCGACGAGGCUCUCCCACGAGAAGAGCUUCUCAAAGGUGUGCAGGGAGCCCACGGUCUCCUGUGUCUGCUGUCAGAUAAAAUCGAUGCUGAGGUUUUAGAUGCUGCAGUGCAUACAGGCCUGGGGGUGGAGUGCAUUCAUUACUGUUUUUCCUUUGACAACAGUACCUGCUUACUCCAGAAGUCCUUGUUAUUGAAUGCCUCAACUAUCAAUCUCGCCGCAGGACCCAACUUGAAAGUAAUCAGCACCUUUUCUGUGGGAUACGACCAUUUAGCCCUUGAUGAAAUCAAGAAACGUGGUAUACGGAUUGGCUACACUCCUGAUGUCCUGAACGACGCCACCGCUGAACUGACUGUUGCUCUUCUGCUGGCCACAGCUCGCAGACUACCUGAGGCAGUGGAGGAAGUGAAAACUGGUGGCUGGUGUUCCUGGAAACCACUCUGGAUGUGUGGAUAUGGUCUUUCAGCCAGCACCGUUGGAGUCAUUGGACUGGGGCGUAUUGGGAUGGCCAUUGCUCGGCGCCUCAUGCCAUUUGGAGUGAAACGGUUGCUCUACUCUGGAAGAACAGUCAAAGCUGAUGCUGCUGAGCUCAACGGAGAGUUUGUUCCACUGGACACACUUCUGACCGAGAGUGACUUCAUUGUUGUUUCGUGCUCGCUGACGCCAGAGACCCAGGGCCUCUGCAAUAAGGCCUUCUUCAGCAAGAUGAAGAACACUGCCGUCUUCAUCAACUCAAGCAGGGGGGCUGUAGUGAAUCAGGAGGAUCUGUACGAGGCUCUGACCAAUGGACGAAUUGCCGCAGCUGGCCUCGAUGUGACAACCCCUGAGCCACUUCCGACAAACCACCCGCUUCUCAUGCUCAAAAACUGUGUGGUUUUGCCGCACAUCGGCAGCGCCACCUCCUCCACACGAGGCGUCAUGGCUGCCUUGGCAGCCCGAAACCUGCUGGGGGGUUUACAGGGCACAGAAAUGCCCAGUGAACUCACCUUCUAGAAACCGCUUCCCUGGUACCAGGAUAAUAAUAUGACAUAUGAUAUGAAUGUGAAACCAGAGUCAAGAGAACCUGAAUUGCGCUCUUUCAGAAAUUAAAUUUCUUUGAGAAUGUUUAAAAACGCAUGAACAGCACUUGAGCAUCAACUUUUAACAAACUGUUGUUUUCAGACAUACCCUACUAAGAAUCAGCAAUUGGCUAUUUGUCUUUUUUAAAUGAAAGGCUUCCAUUUACAGUAUGCAGACUGGUCUACGUUGAAUUCAGUUCAAUUUGAAAUUGUAAAACAGUUCAAAAAUAAAAGGUACAUUAUGUUUACA